This is a messenger RNA of Vicia villosa (hairy vetch), 2914 nucleotides long. Its product is annotated as serine/threonine-protein kinase D6PK-like. The record is from RefSeq and is a predicted model, not a curated record. The coding region runs from base 325 to 2607 and encodes 760 amino acids. The transcript is spliced from 3 exons. Gene Ontology annotation, biological process: protein phosphorylation. NCBI's taxonomy places the organism in Eukaryota, Viridiplantae, Streptophyta, Magnoliopsida, Fabales, Fabaceae. Gene Ontology annotation, molecular function: ATP binding; protein serine/threonine kinase activity. Gene Ontology annotation, cellular component: nucleus; cytoplasm; plasma membrane.
UUUUGUUGCAACACUUCACUUCACUUAACAAUAAAGAAAAAUAAAGACAAUACUACUAGGUUAGGUGUACUGUAAUCUAACCUUAUAGCAACUGUUUUUUACCUCUUCCUCUCUCCUUCUCGUGAUUUUCUCUCUCCUCUCUCUCUCUCUCUCUCUAACUUCAAACCCUAAGAAUACCCUUUUGAAUUUUCCAUUUCCAUAUCCAUAUUUUGAGUUUCUUACUCUCUCUCACAGUGCCUUUGGAUUUUGUUUCAGGUUUGAAUGCUUCAUUGCUUCAUUUUGUAAUGUUCUUUGGAGUUUUGAGAUAAAGCUAAGUUGUUGGAUAUGAAUACAUCUAGUUAUACAUGUGAGAUAGUGGAAUCAAGGGAAGAGAUAUUACCCGAGUUCGAAAUCGACGAAAAACCCGAGAGUAGUUGUUCCUAUAGAUUAGGAAAACGGUACUCGAUUGAGGAUGAUAUCGAUCGUCUUUUCCAGGCGAUUGAGAUUAAUAAAGGUUGUUCGUCGAGAGGUCAUAGUAUGUCACGGUCGCAAAAGAGCGCUCUUAAACGACCGAUUAAAGUUUGUUCGUCUCCGGCGUCGGGAAUUGGCAUUGCGGAGCGUGUUAGUUUGAAGCAGGCGCUUAGAGGAUUGUGUAUCUCGCAAGCAUCGGAAAUGGCUGCUUUGAAGAGACUAUCGAAGCAAUGUGGCUCGUCGAGAGUAUCUGAGGUUGGCACCGGGAAAAAGUUGGUCGAAAUCUCCCUCGUGCCGGAGGUAUCAAGCUCGAAAGAAAUGACAACUAGGUUUGUGUCCCGAGAUCAGAUUGUUCCACUUCCGCUUGAAGUUGAAGCUGACAACAAGCCGAAGAUACAAACCGAGGAAGUGCUAGAGGUCAUACCGAAUCAAGCUACCGAGUGUAAAUUUCGUCUCGGCUCUAGCAAUGAAAGUUCUGUGGACAAACCCUCGAGUAUUAGUACAUGUUUGGCAAAGUCGAAAUUCAAUAACAUGAACUUCUUGAAGAAAAAGGUAAAGAAAGAUCUAUGUUCUGCAUCGAGCUGCUCUACGAGUAGAUUCGACAAGAAGAAUGGAAAUUCCGAUCUUAACCGGGAAGUGAAAGAAAACGAUGAAAAACUAUCUCCCUGCAGUUCAAAUCAUAGCAUUGAAGUUAACUCGGUCAAUGUUAAUAGAGAUUUUUCAGAUAGCAAACGCGGCUUCGGUUUGAAUUGCAAUAAGAAAACUAAGUUCCUUCUUACAAAAGUUGACGAGAAAUCAAGAUCGAAGGAAAAGGGCGAGUUCUCUCAUAGCUCAAAAAGUAGCAUUGGGGAGCAUAGCACUAGUAGUACAAGCAUCAGUGAGGAGAGUAAUCUAAGCAGUUCGCGUCGCAGCGGCCAACGACCGCACAUGUCAAAACACUCGAGAUGGGAAGCUAUUCGUGCGGUUCAACAGCAGCAUGGUGGUAAUUUGAAUUUAAAGAAUUUCAGGCUGAUAAGGAAGCUUGGUAGUGGAGACAUCGGAACCGUUUAUCUUGCGGAACUAAUCGGUACUAGUUGCCUUUUUGCACUGAAAGUUAUGGACAAUGAAUUUUUGGCAAGCAGGAAGAAAACAUUUAGGGUUCAAACCGAAAGAGAGAUCCUUCAAAUGUUGGAUCAUCCGUUUCUUCCGACACUUUAUUCUCAUAUUAGUACAUAUAAGCUCUCUUGCUUGGUCAUGGACUAUUGUCCGGGCGGUGAUCUGCACGUGCUGCGACAGAAGCAAACGUACAAGAGCUUUUCGGAGCAUGCAACAAGGUUUUAUGUUGCUGAAGUUCUUCUUGCGCUCGAGUAUUUGCACAUGAUGGGAGUUGUUUAUCGAGAUCUAAAGCCGGAAAACAUCCUAGUACGCGAAGAUGGACAUAUAAUGCUGACAGAUUUCGACUUGUCACUCAGAUGUUCUGUCAAUGCAAUGAUAGUAAAAUCAUCUUCACCCGACGCAGAUGCGGCAAAGAAGUUCUCCGGUUCUUGUUCAGGAACCAGCUGCAUACACCCUUUCUGUCUUCAGCCAGAUUGGCAAGUUUCCUGCUUUACUCCUAAUCUUUUGUCUCCGGGAGCGAAAUCUCGAAAGAUGAAGGCUGACAUACAUGCUCAAGUCGGUCCACUGCCGCAACUUGUGGUCGAGCCAACUACUGCACGGUCCAACUCCUUCGUUGGAACGUAUGAGUAUCUUGCUCCGGAGAUCAUCAAAAGCGAGGGCCAUGGAAACGCUGUAGAUUGGUGGACUUUCGGUAUACUUUUGUUCGAGCUUUUAUACGGAAAAACUCCCUUCAAAGGUCCAACAAACGACGAUACAUUAUCCAAUAUCGUGUCGCAGAACCUUACGUUUCCAGGUACUCCUAUAGUCAGUUUUCAUGCAAGAGACUUGAUCAGAGGAUUGUUGAUGAAGGAUCCGGAAAAUCGAUUAGGUUCUGUAAAAGGUGCUGCGGAGAUAAAACAGCAUCCUUUCUUCGACGGCCUCAACUGGGCACUAAUACGGUGCGCCGCGCCACCUGAGCUCCCGAACUUUCACGAUUUCGGUGCUUCGCCUAUGGAUGGUCAUAAGGAAAAUGCAAAUGAUUUAGAGGAUAUAGAUGAUUGUGAAGAGUUUGAGCUGUUUUAGUAAAACUUUUCUUGAGAAUUAAGUUGAAACUGACUUGGUUUCACAACCAGUUCUUAAUAUAUAGCUUAUAGCAUAAAUGUAAUUUAAACAGUGUAACAUAUAGAUAAAUUAGUUUGUGUUAAUACAUAAUUAAAAUUUAUAACUUUGCAAAUGGAUUAAGGAAUCAUAAUUAGAGUUUGUGUUUUCAAGUGCAAUUUGGGUUCAAUUGUGAUGAAACCCCUAAUGAACCUUAUUUCAAAAAAGUAUUACUAUUUCAUUUUAGACUAGUGAUUUAACUCAAAUAGCACAAUUAUAAUUUAUUUUUUUU